AUGGUGGCUGCUUGUCUCGAAUGGUUCCUGUGGAUUGCGGCAUUCCUAUACUGCCUAUGGAAAGUGUUUUGCAAGGCCGAGCACUGGACUGUUAACGUGUUGGCUGUCAUUGUGGGCGUGGCUUUCACGCUACUAAGACUGAUUUUCCUACCAAUAAUGCUUGUGACCCUUCCCCUUCCCAGCGCCGUCGUUCGAAUGUGGCCAGCCGACAUGGUCCUUGUGCUACAGUGGUUCGCCUUUUGGAGUUUCGCCGGUCUAUUGACCAUCCCAUGGCUUUUCUGUGUCUAUCAGAUUGUCACCCACCAACUCGGCCGAACGAAGCGAAUCAAGCAGGUGCUUGACGAGUUGUCUGCGCCAAAAGUGGUCGUUGUCAUGCCUUGCUACAGAGAAGACCCAGAAGUGCUUGUGACGGCUAUCAACUCGGUUGUCGACUGCGAUUACCCCCCGUCGUGCAUCCACGUCUUCUUGUCCUUUGACGGUGACCAGGAGGACGAGCUGUAUCUCAACACGCUCGAGAAGCUGGGUGUCCCGCUGACGCUGGACUCAUACCCGAAGAGUAUCGAUGUGACAUAUCGUGCUGCGCGUGUGACGAUAUCACGGUUUCCGCAUGGAGGCAAGCGUCAUUGCCAGAAGUUGACGUUUAAGCUGAUCGACCGAGUAUAUCAACAGUACCUCAAGCGCAACGAUAACCUAUUCAUCUUAUUCAUUGACUCGGACUGUAUACUUGACCGUGUGUGUCUGCAGAACUUUGUCUACGACAUGGAACUCAGCCCGAAAAACCGCCACGACAUGCUUGCUAUGACUGGUGUCAUUACGUCGACUACCCGGCGACACAGCCUCAUAACCUUGCUCCAAGAUAUGAAAUAUGUGCACGGACAACUGUUUGAGCGCACGGUCGAGUCCGGGUGUGGCGCCGUCACCUGCUUACCUGGCGCGCUGACAAUGCUCCGCUUCUCUGCUUUCCGGCGCAUGGCCAAGUACUACUUCGCUGACAAGGCAGAGCAGUGUGAGGAUCUCUUCGACUUUGCCAAGUGCCACCUGGGCGAGGACCGCUGGCUGACUCACUUGUUUAUGAUUGGGGCCAAGAAGCGGUAUCAGAUUCAGAUGUGCACGUCCGCGUUCUGCAAGACAGAAGCGGUACAGACCGUACGCUCGCUGGUCAAGCAGCGGCGCCGCUGGUUUCUCGGCUUCGUUACGAACGAAGUGUGCAUGCUGACAGACUGGCGCCUGUGGAAGCGCUACCCGAUCCUGGUUCUCGUGCGCUUUAUGCAAAAUACCAUCCGCACCACGGCGCUCCUGUUCUUCAUCAUGGUGCUGGCGCUGCUGACGACGUCAAAACGGGUGUCUAAUCUGCCUGUCGGUUUCAUUGCAGUGUCCCUGGGCCUCAAUUGGAUCAUGAUGAUCUACUUUGGAUUCAAGCUGCGUCGCUUCAAGAUCUGGCUAUACCCUCUCAUGUUUGUCCUCAACCCCUUUCUCAACUGGUACUAUAUGGUCUACGGAAUCUUUACAGCUGGCCAGCGCACGUGGGGAGGCCCACGCGCCGACGCUGCUGCAGCUGAUGGCGACAAGACGACUGUGCAGGAUGCCAUUGAGCAGGCCGAAAAGGCCGGUGACGAACUCAACAUCGUGCCAGAGUCGUUUGUACCAGCGGCCAAGGUGCAGCGCCGGAAGAGCAGCAAGCGGAGGCCUUCUGUCAGGGGAGCCAAGAAACCAUCGUUGGAUCUAGCAGUUACGACAGCGGGGCGUGUGCUAGGUGAUCCCAUGAGGGAAGGCUUCUCUGACGCAGACACAGGGGAAGACACUGGUCAUAGUUCCGGGGUCUCAGCAGGUGGCUUGAGAUUCAGCACGACAGUCGGCCGAUCGAAGAGUGGCCGCAGCCUGCUGCAGCCUCCGGACAAGGUCGAUGGCAUGUUUUCGGCGCCGGAGCGCACAGACUCGGGACUGUACCACUACUCAGACGACUCGGUUGGUAGUUUCAACAUGUCAAGGGUAGCAGGUGGAGGCAGUGGAGAUGAUCUGGCCGGAUCACCUCCCCGGACGAUUGGCGGCACCGGUACGGACGGCCAUUACGGAUGGAAUGCCCGCAAUGGCAAGCAAGCCUUAUAUGUACGCGAUUCGUUUGAGAGUUUUGUGUCGAGCCAGACGGCCGGUCACAACCCGGUGUACCUGCCGCGCCGAGUUGAGAGCCUUAUGAGUUACGAGGAUAGACGCAAGUACGAGAUGGCGCAGGCCGGCCAGCUGAGCGUCGGUGCAACGGUAGCUACGGCGGCAUCUUCGGCUGCAGUCCAUCAUCUGGCCAAAUACCGGAACCCGAGCCAGCAACAGCCAGGUCCAAAUGCACUGCGCCUGAUUACACCACCUCCAGGGCCGGUGUACGAGUACCACUCCGAGGCAGAGAUGCAGCAGGGUGAAUUCCUUGCCGGCAUGGACCCAAUCAGGACGGCCACACAGGCUGGUAGCCGAGAGAUGGAUCGAGGCGGCGAGGGCUUGUACAGCAUUGCGCCAGCACAACCAGCAUCGUCGGUGUCGACGCCACCGACGACGUCGCCGCCGAACCAGCCGCGACAGCCUUCAGGUCUGUCUCCACCUGGUGGGACUGGGGCUGGGCGAAGCUUUCUGGGCCGGAUGAGCUACGUGCAUGCAUCGACUUCGGACGAGGGCACCACUGAUGAGACACCCAGACGAAGUGGAAGAGAAGAAAAACCGGGACGGUCAAAGUAA
Grosmannia clavigera kw1407 is the source of this 2721-nucleotide messenger RNA. Its product is annotated as chitin synthase d. Gene Ontology annotation, cellular component: cell septum; cell periphery. Lineage: Eukaryota; Fungi; Ascomycota; Sordariomycetes; Ophiostomatales; Ophiostomataceae. The record is from RefSeq and is a predicted model, not a curated record. The transcript is spliced from 2 exons. Gene Ontology annotation, molecular function: chitin synthase activity. Bases 1 to 2721 code for a protein of 906 amino acids.